This is a messenger RNA of Puntigrus tetrazona (Sumatra barb), 2149 nucleotides long. It is a transcript of the gene atg5, whose product is annotated as ATG5 autophagy related 5 homolog (S. cerevisiae). Gene Ontology annotation, biological process: C-terminal protein lipidation; nucleophagy; autophagy of mitochondrion. The coding region runs from base 147 to 980 and encodes 277 amino acids. The record is from RefSeq and is a predicted model, not a curated record. Lineage: Eukaryota; Metazoa; Chordata; Actinopteri; Cypriniformes; Cyprinidae. Gene Ontology annotation, cellular component: cytoplasm; phagophore assembly site membrane; Atg12-Atg5-Atg16 complex. The transcript is spliced from 8 exons.
UAGAGACUUUUACUUUGAAGGUACGUGCCAUCUUAGGGAUGCAUGACAUCGCUUGGGUGUUAAAAAUGAGCUCAACUCCAAUGCUUCCUGUAAACAUCUAAUGGAUCUCAAUAACUGAAGACGUUAUAUGUGUCACCUGGAGAAAGAUGAUAAUGGCAGAUGACAAGGAUGUGCUCCGAGAUGUUUGGUUCGGGAGGAUACCGGCCUGCUUCACGCUGUCUCCAGAGGAAACCACGGAGAGAGAGGCAGAACCCUACUAUCUGCUCCUCCCACGGGUCAGUUACCUGACGCUAGUCACCGAUAAAGUCAAGAAGCAUUUUCUCAAAGUCAUGAAGGCAGAAGACGUGGAGGAGAUGUGGUUUGAAUAUGAGGGAACGCCUCUCAAGUGGCACUAUCCCAUUGGCGUAUUGUUCGAUCUCCACGCUUCAAACACCGCUCUGCCCUGGAACGUUACAGUGCGCUUUAAGAACUUCCCAGAACAUGACUUGCUUCACUGCCCAUCGAACUCUGUGAUAGAAGCGCAUUUCAUGUCAUGCAUCAAAGAGGCAGAUGCGCUCAAACACAAAGGCCAAGUCAUUAACGACAUGCAGAAAAAAGACCAUAAACAACUGUGGAUGGGUCUACAGAAUGAUAAAUUCGACCAGUUCUGGGCCAUGAAUCGUAAACUCAUGGAGUAUCCUACUGAAGAGGGAGGCUUCCGCUAUAUUCCCUUUAGAAUAUAUCAGACCAUGAGUGACAGACCGUUCAUCCAAAAGCUGUUCCGACCAGUUUCUCCCGAAGGCCACAUGCUUACUUUGGGAGACCUGCUAAAGGAGCUGUUUCCUGCUGCCAUAUGUGCGGAAGACGAGCCAAAGAGAUUCCAGGUUAUGAUUCACGGCAUCGAACCGCUGCUGGAAACACCCAUCCAGUGGUUGAGCGAACACUUGAGCCACCCAGACAACUUUCUCCACAUCAGCAUCAUCCCGGCACCAAGUGACUGAUUCCAGAAGAUCCAGUUGUCCGUCGAUGGAGAAUUAGGGAUACAGCAUCUGCAGAGACGUUCUGAUGGCACACCAUUUCUUCCUGUUUUCUCAUUCUCAUCCCUGCAGUGGCCUUAUCGAGCGAUGGUCAUCAAGCAACGGCGUUCUGUGCGCUUCACACGAAGAAGACUCUCUCGAAACGACUUCUCAGAUGGGUCCCCUGUUCUUGCUGCCUUUAAAAUUCUCACAUUCAUACAUUUGCACAAGCUCGAUGUGAUUGUAUCCCCUCCCCAUUAACUCUUUAACACUCCCGUUCCCACUCUCUAAUUUGUGAGUAACGUACGCUUAGACCCUCAGAUCUGUUAAUUAUCAGAAGGAAUCCUUUUUUGUGUUUAAUGAGGCCACUAAACGACCGCCAUGGGGCUUGAUCAUCAACACGUUUUACGUAUGCGUCCGGGUCAGAUGAGGUGUAAAAUGAAGAUGGAAAAAAACGAUGGAAAAAAAUAUCGGUGACUUCAUUCACCGGAUUAAAUGUGUCAGUGUCUGGUUUUGGCAGCCAUGUAGGGGGUCGCACAGCUCAGUGGAGGUGAUCAUCCCACGAGCCGAUUAGUCACGAUCCCAGACGAAUGUUAGUGGGAUAUAGCACAAACGAAGCUCUUUUUCCCGGCUUUCUUCUAAUUUACAUUUUUUUUUUCAUCCGCUUGGAAAUAGUUUUUUCUAUUCAUUCAGAGCAAAUGUUUGAUCUUUGAAAUGGGUAUGUAUUGCAAGUCAGAGGCCAUACAAAUACAUUAUCAUAUCGCACUGUUUCCAACAAAUUAACCUUACAGUAUUUUUUUUUUUUUUCCCCCUUAUUUAUUUACAACCUGUAGGCAGACUGGCUGUCUGUGUUUAGGGGGUUGUGGGGACUGUAGAUCAGUGCUGCAGACGACACACAGCUGAGAGUGAUUAUUCGUUUAGAGGAAUCGGUGAGUGUUUUACCCCAGACCGAGACAGAGAGACAGCGGGCAAAACCGCAGAGCUUACGCCACCACCAGGCGACUUCUCGGCAGACUGUUCUCGAGACAAUGCUGUUUGUGUACAAACUUUCAGCUGUUUAUAUCAUUCCUUGUAUGACUAAUAAUUACAGAAGAUGCUGCAACUCCACACUACUAAUAACACGGUUAAAACGAUAAUGAAAUGGUUCAAAUGUG